AUGUUCUGGGAUCCUCCGCCAAAUCGGCAAGGUCAUGGUCGACGAUUGCAGGAUGAUGUGUCAUGGACGGCACCGGCGAUCGUGGUUGGUGUAGAGAGAAAGGAGGGCGUGAUAAAGAGAGUUUGGCUUCGCUAUCGCAAUAAGCUAACAGUGCCAGUGGCUGUGGUGGAGGAAAUGCAGGCAGCUGACAUCGCCCGGGAGGCCUUGCAGCUUGUGGAAAAGGAGCUGACUGACGGGCAGCGGGCACCAUGUGAGAAGGGCCCGCAGUUUCCUGCGUGGGCUCUUUCUUCAGAAGGCGAACCCAACGAGCCCGGUGCACCCAGCGGACAUCAACAACCAUCGCGGCCCUGA
This is a messenger RNA of Effrenium voratum, 351 nucleotides long. NCBI's taxonomy places the organism in Eukaryota, Dinophyceae, Suessiales, Symbiodiniaceae. The record is from the annotation of a GenBank genome assembly.